Epinephelus moara (kelp grouper) is the source of this 5930-nucleotide messenger RNA. RefSeq names its product ceramide kinase (gene cerk). The record is from RefSeq and is a predicted model, not a curated record. The transcript has 13 exons. The coding region runs from base 247 to 1857 and encodes 536 amino acids. Gene Ontology annotation, molecular function: kinase activity. NCBI's taxonomy places the organism in Eukaryota, Metazoa, Chordata, Actinopteri, Perciformes, Serranidae.
UAUUAUUUUAUUUUAUUUUGUUUUAUUUUAAUUCCGUUUUUGCGAGCCGAACCAUUUAAAAUAUCUAGUUCCCCGACGGACAUAAUUGAGUGACGGACCGAGUCCCGUAAAUCUCCGCUUUCACUUUGUGCAGCGCAUUCUCGCAUUUUGACAACAUGGCAAGUGAGCCUGACGAACCUGAAGACCCACCCGCAAACCUUAAGUCCUCCGUUUGGGAACACUUUGGUUUCAGGGUAAAAUACGAAGAUGGAAAUAAACAAGUUGACAAGACAAAAGCAGUGUGCCGACACUGCAGAACAGCGGUCGGCACACAGCCAUGUUGUUCAGGUGUGUGAAAUAGUGGCUGUCCACAAGACCAAAGAUGAUGACCAAGACAACACAGAGACCAGGAGGAGUCAGAAAAAAGCAAAGCAGCACUCCCAGCUGUAUCCCCAUGCAUUCACAGUUUCCUACAUCAGAAGAACAACGCAGCACCAGUGGCGCUGUACUGAUGUCACCUUCCAUUCUGCCAAUGAGGAACUCUGCGAGCAGUGGAUCCAAGUUAUCAAUGAGCAGCUGUCGUUACUCACCAACCGACCGAAGAGCCUUCUGGUGUACAUCAAUCCCUACGGGGGAAAGCGGCGCGGGAAGCGUAUUUAUGAGCAGAAGGUGGCUCCACUGUUUCGCCGCGCCUGCAUCUCCACCGACGUGAUUGUUACAGAGCGGGCCAAUCAUGCCAGGGACCACUUGAAAACAGAGGCCAAUCUAGAUAAAUAUGACGGAGUGGUUUGUGUUGGCGGAGAUGGGAUGUUCAGUGAAAUCCUGCACGGGCUGGUCACCAGAACCCAAACAGACAACGGCGUGGACCACAACCAACCAGAUGCUGAGUUAGUGGCAUGUUCUCUACACAUAGGGAUCAUUCCUGCAGGCUCCACUGAUUGUAUCUGCUUUGCCACAGUGGGAACCAACGAUCCAGUUACUUCUGCUUUACACAUCAUUGUUGGUGAUUCCCAACCGAUGGACGUGUGCUCAGUCCACCACAAUGACAUCUUCCUCAGAUACUCUGUCUCGUUGCUUGGCUACGGUUUCUAUGGUGAUGUGUUGACUGACAGCGAGAGGAAGAGAUGGCUGGGUCCUGCUAGAUAUGACCUGUCAGGGGUAAAAACCUUUCUGAGUCACAACUUCUAUGAAGGCACCAUCUCUUUCCUCCCCGCCGAGAACAACAUGGGGGACCCCAGGGACAAGCUGCAAUGUCGAUCCGGGUGCCACGUCUGUCAGCACAAGCCCUCAUCAAAAGACACGCAGUGGGAGAUGUCGGAGGAGAAGGAAAAGCCUGAUAAAGACGGCAGCUCUGGUUGGAGUGUGAUCCGUGGGAAGUUUAUUGCCAUUAACGCGGCCAGUAUGAGCUGCGCUUGUCCCCGCAGUCCAAAAGGCCUGUCGCCCUCCGCUCACCUCGCUGACGGCACCACCGACCUCAUUCUUGUGAGGAAGUGCUCCCGUCUGGGCUUCCUCCGACACCUCCUGCGACACACCAACAAAGAAGACCAGUUUGACCACUCGUUUGUGGAGGUCCACCGGGUGAGGAAGUUUCGCUUCCAGCCGCGGCAGCAUGAGCUGGUUUCGCUUGAGGACCUGAGCGAGACUCCAAAGAAGACAGGCUUCAGUCCCAUAUGCUCCACCCAAACAACCUGCAACUACAGCACCUCCCACAGCAGCUGGAACUGCGAUGGGGAGAUCCUGCCUCACGCUGCCAUCCAAGUCAGUGUCCAGUGCCAGUUGAUCAGGCUGUUUGCCCGCGGUAUCGAGGAGCAGCAGCAGCAGCAGUGCGUGUUUGAAGAUCCUUGUACACUGUGGGCCCUGGAGCCAGGCACACACUAGUCAGUGGACUGAAAGCUGGACUGGACGUUUAGCUGCUGGAAAAAAACGGACUUGCACUUGGCUAAGAUUUUCCUGGAAAAAUACAUGCAUCACAUCAGUGUAAAUCCUAGAUACUGGCGUCCCAUCCCUCCUUAGUGUAUUUGCUUAAAGGAACAGUGUGUAAGAUUUAGGGGGAUUUAGUGGCAUCUAGUGGUGAGAUUGCAGAGUGCAACCAGCUGGAGCUUCUCCUGGUCAGAAUUCCUGCUGUGGUGAUUGCUCAGGAGGUUUUGACCAUAAGCAGAAUUAUCUGUAGAGGUCUCCUCUUCUCCAAAACAAAAGGACCAGGUAAUCAAAACUAGUCAAAACACUGAAGAAGCAGUUUCACGUUUCAAAUCAGUGUUUCUCUGAAACUGUUCGGCUUGUCGCAGACAGGUUUUUACCGGAAGCCUAAUUAUCCGCUUAGGUCUCGUCCACUCCGAAACAGAGGUGAUUUAAACUGGUAAAAACACUGAAUAAAGCAGUGUCACAUUAAAAUACCAAUCUGAUGCUGUUUGGCUAGUCGAGCAGCUGCUAAUGUGUGCUCACCUUGGUGACUCAAGAUCCAAACGUUUGCCGAAAUAUCCGCAGAGGUCUUAUCCUCUCAGAAACCAAUGGACCAGGUGAUUUUAAAGGGUAAUAACACUGAAUGAAAUAGUUUCACAUUAAAAAAUCUGUGUUUUUCUGACACUGCUUGUGGUGAAGGGCUGAUGGUGGCCAACGCACAAACUUAAAUGGCCCUAUUUAGAGCCAGUGUUUGGUUUGUAUGUUCUGGUUUACUUUAAAACACGGCAGUACAACAUGGCGGACUUCAUGGACAAGAACCCUCUCCCUAUGUAGAUAUGAAUGGCUCAUUCUAAGGUAACGAAAAACCAACGAUUCUUGUUUUAAGGUAAUCAUAUACUUAAGAAAACUUGCUUUAUUCAAUUUUUGCUGAUAUAUCCCCCUCAAUCCUACACACUGGACCUUAAAAUUAAACUUGCAGGAAGUCCUUACUGCACAAUAAAAAAAUGCUGAAAAGGCUGCCAUCACCCGCCAUUUAGAGGGAAAAAACUGAAGGCUAAAGAGAACUCAUAUUGCAUGAUUUGUUGUUACUGAAGAAAUUCAGUUAUCUCCUCGCUGCCAUUUGGAGCUGUUAUGUGCAAAAUUGCUUCAUGCAGCUUUAACUAACCCAAAAUAUGAUGUGAAACAGCUGCUAGUGCCAGCGCUGCCACAUUCAAACCUCAGAUUCAGGUUGGUUUUUUUUUUGUCUUUAUCUGUACUUUUUGAGAGAAGGAAGAUUUUGAGGCUCAGACGAUCUCAAGCAGCCAGAUGAAACAGAGCUGAACUGGACUGAGCUGGACUCAGCCGCAACAAUCAGCGGGAGGUUUUUAUACUGCCAUGAAGGAGAACACAAAUAGGAUUUCUCCCUGUGUAGCAAAGAGAGACAGCCGAGGAGAUGCUGCUUUGUGAGAGGGAUGAAAAAGAAAGGCCUGUGAAGUACACCGAUAAACUGAAAAGACAUUGCAUGUGUGUGUGUGUUUUUGGGACAUUUUAUCUGAUCUUCCCUUUUUGGGGAGAAAAAAAUAUUUCAGCUGUGACCCAGGUGAAAGCAGAUAUGAGCCAGGGGCACUAAUGAAAAGAGCUGAAUACCCUGCUAAUACACUAACAGGACCCCGGUGGCUUCUGGGUAAUAAGGCAAAGUGGUUGCUAAGUGAUUUGGUGUGUCUCAGCAGCACUGCUGCGGUGCACCUGUGGCUCUGAGCUCUGCUCCUCUCUGGCCAAAAACUACUGACAGUUGAGUCAUCACCUGGGAUUAGCCAGAAUUAUACAUUGUUAACUUUAUUAAAGAUAAUGCAUUGUGCGGUUCUGAGAUUAGCCUCAUUAGCUCCUUUUUGUGGAGCCAGACCAUCAGAGAAUGCUACUGCUGCAACGAUAAAACUGCAUUAAACCACAUACACAAUCAUAAUACAUUAGGGUAAACUGUGUGUGUGUGUUCGUGUGCGUGUAGGGUUAAGUGUGUUUUCCACAAUCCCUUUAGGGACAAGCAAUCAUUGGAGUGAGUGUGUGUGUGCGUUAAUGUAUUUGUGAAGGUGCCAAUGUGAUGAGUUAGCUCUAUCACAAUUAGCCUCAUGACUGCCAUUUUGCAGAUGCUCUCUCACAGCAGCCAACACACUGCUAACACAAGCACCUAUAGAUGAUCAAAGACAGGCACACACACACAAGCUCUCUCAAGCUAUUUCUGAUAUCCAGUGUCUUUUUGUGUCACACACCCUCGCACACACACACACUCCUUAACUUUUAACACCAUAAAAGCCUGCUCCUCUCUUUGAAUCCCCUCUAACUCUGUUAAUACUGACUCUGAAUGUCUAUAAUGUUUCACCUUCAGUGCUCACUUUUGUCAGCUCAACGGUAUGAUGUUCUUUUCAAAGAGUCAGAUGCUUUUAAAUCAUCUCUCAUACACACACACACAAACAGUGGAACUGAGGAUUACGGCCAUGGGCGUAUUAUGAGAUAAUGGGCCCCUGGGCACAGACAUCCAGAAGGCCCCACCAACUCUCCUACACAGGAGUACACUUUUUUGUGUUUUAGUCCCUUUGAGGGCAUUUUCUGUCUCUGUAAAGUAAAAAUGUUUCUUUUUUGGUUUUGUGUCACUUUGAGGUGAAUAUGUCCCUUGUUUAGUGUCUCUUUAUAGUUGUUUUUUGUCUCUUACAAAAUGUUUCGAGACUUUUUUUUUUUUUACAUUUUGUGUCCUUUGUAGACAUUUAUAGUCUUGCUGAUAAAUACGUCCAUGGGUCUGGCCAAACAGAUCUGAAAAGCUAAAGAAUUUAGCAAUUUAUGACUGAUAAUGCAAACAAAAGUCAAACUGUAAUUUGAAUUCCCUUCACUUUUGUCUUAGGAGAUAUAAACUAGAAUGAUAUUUUAGCUAGUAGAAGCUAGCAAACUAGGAAAACUAGCGCUGUGUCUUAGAUUGGAUACUUCUGUUCGCACAUGCAGUACACUGCGUACACUGUGUGCUUACUUGAGUAGGGCAGAAAUUUUGAACGGGUAGUCUCAAAUUAAACAUGGUGGAAAUGACGUUCACAAGAUUUGAUUGCUUUUUUUCUUCUGCUCGGCGAAUUACAACCGGGCAGAGCCUCGUCACAAUGCUAAUUGUUGAUGAACAAUUGUCAUUUGCCAAAUACAUGCUCGCUAUAUCUGCUUCUUUGCUCACAUGACUACUUCUGUAUUCAUUUGUUGUAUCAAAAAUUAACGUGCUUUCACGGGAUGUUACGAAUGUCCACGGCUGAAACUAGCUGGCUCUAUCACCAGCUCAUCAACCAAGUUAAUGUUAGCUGCCGCAUUUUGCGAAUAUUUACAUUUUGUCAAACAUUCGUCCACAAAUCUAAUACUAACAUUUACUACAGUGGAGACGACAGUUUAACAUGCAUAAACACCAAACGCAAGUUGCGCCCAGAAUUCGUACAGCAUACACCACAACUCAUCAAUAUACAAUAGACGAUAAAAUGUGCUGGCGUUAGCUAGCCAGCAAGCUAAUGUCAGCAUUUGUGGUGUUGUUUGGGGAACCAAGUGAUUACGAAACUAACCUAAUGAACAAAUUGACCGACAGUAUAUUAGUUGUGAAAAAUACACAUAUAAAUUUAAUGCUUCAGUGUUUAUGGCACUGGUUGCCUGACAUUUUACCAGUUUGAAAUAUGUUUAUGACUCUGCCCCUUGCAUUAUGUCAGCAACAUGGCGACCAUUUGCCAUACUUCUCUCAUGCACUCAAAACAAUUAGUACAGAAGUAUCCGAUUAGAGACACAACAUAGCUUUCGUCAAUGGCUUCUACUUGGAAAGUUGAUGCUAGUUAGCUUAGCUUGCUAACAUCAGCAGUGAUUCCGAGACGUUACAUCUGGUUUAUGCUAUUUCAACACCUACGGCUAGACUGUGUUCUUAGUAAAAAUGAAUAUAAAUUGACUUAAGUUUUUAUUCAAUCUUGUUUUUCUCCAUAUUCAAGUAAACACAUAAAUAAGCUGUGAUGCAAGUAGUUACUUAAUUUAUUUUAUGAAAAUGCUAAAUAAAGUCCUUUUGAAAUGUG